AUGGCGGAUAGCUCGGGCAAGGGUAUUCUGCUGAAAAGCGACCAGAUCGCCAACGUUCACCGCGACGAGAUUCAGACUAUCCUCAAAACACGCUCCAGUUCGCCGAAGCUUGUCGGGAUUCUUUCGACGUCUGCAGCACCCAGCCGAUUCUACGCCGAGUUCACCCAGAAGCAAUGCAAUGCGCUUGGAAUCAUCUUUGAGUUACGGAAAACGGGAGCAGCGCUGGGUCUCGAAGAAGGUGCUGGAGAGGGAGAUGGCGUCGAGGAAGCGAUCAUCGAAGCGAACGAUGAUCCCACCGUCGAUGGUAUCAUGGUAUAUUAUCCUGUAUUCGGCGUUCAGCAGGACCACUACCUUCAGCAAAUUGUAUCGCCUCUGAAAGACGUAGAGGGUUUGAAUUUCAAGUUCCAUUACAACCUUUAUCACAACAUCCGCUUCAUACGACCGAGCUCCCUAACUUCGGCUCUUCCUCCCGCGGAUGCUCCUCAUAAUGCAAAGGAUGACAAUCCACCCCCUGGGACGGUCAAAUCCAUUCUCCCUUGCACGCCACUGGCCGUUGUGAAAUGUCUUGAAAGCACGGGGGUAUAUAACAAAAUACUGCCUUACGGUGACAGGGCGUAUGGCAAGACUGUGACUGUUAUCAACCGAUCUGAAGUGGUCGGUCGUCCCCUUGCGGCUUUACUAGCAAACGAUGGCGCUCGUGUAUUCUCUGUCGAUAUAGAUUCUAUACAGGAGUACACCAAGCGACCGAAGUCAAGCGGUCCUGAACCGAGCCGGUAUCAUCCGCGGCACGUCGUGCACCCCUGUCCAAUGAAACUCGAACAAUGUCUAGCGCUAUCGGACGUCGUGGUUUCCGCAGUACCUAACCCUGAUUACAAAGUACAGACAGAAUGGCUCAAGGAUGGCUGCAUCUGCGUUAACGUAGCAGCAGACAAGAAUUUUGAAAAAGAUGUCCGAGACAAGGCUUCCAUAUACCUGCCAACGAUCGGCAAAGUGACGAUCAUGAUGCUUUUGCGAAACUUGUUACGACUGCAACAAUAUCAGGAAUCUAUGCAAACACUUCAGACGACGUCAUGA
This is a messenger RNA of Punctularia strigosozonata HHB-11173 SS5, 1074 nucleotides long. Its product is annotated as NAD(P)-binding protein. Gene Ontology annotation, cellular component: cytosol. The record is from RefSeq and is a predicted model, not a curated record. The transcript has 9 exons. Gene Ontology annotation, molecular function: methylenetetrahydrofolate dehydrogenase (NAD+) activity; methylenetetrahydrofolate dehydrogenase (NADP+) activity. Bases 1 to 1074 code for a protein of 357 amino acids. NCBI's taxonomy places the organism in Eukaryota, Fungi, Basidiomycota, Agaricomycetes, Corticiales, Punctulariaceae. Gene Ontology annotation, biological process: purine nucleobase biosynthetic process.